This is a messenger RNA of Aureobasidium subglaciale EXF-2481, 753 nucleotides long. RefSeq lists its product as uncharacterized. The coding region runs from base 1 to 753 and encodes 250 amino acids. Gene Ontology annotation, molecular function: nascent polypeptide-associated complex binding. Lineage: Eukaryota; Fungi; Ascomycota; Dothideomycetes; Dothideales; Saccotheciaceae. The record is from RefSeq and is a predicted model, not a curated record. Gene Ontology annotation, cellular component: mitochondrial outer membrane. The transcript is spliced from 4 exons.
AUGAGUCUCGAGUUCCUACAGCGACCGAACAGUGACGCAGCUUCUGCUCCUAUUGCAUCUGCGCCUGAAUCCCAAGUCAACACCUCUACCGCUCCCACCCCCGUCCCAGAACCCAUUCCCGCUACCGCUAUUGAAGAGCCAGUAACCGUCCAAGAAUCCACUCCUUCUCAAGAAACCACCAUCGCUUCCGAAGAGCCCGCACCCACAGCUCCCGCUACCAUGUCUUACGCAUCCGUCGCCGCCAGUGGACCCCAGCAGUCCGAGGAGGAGCGUCUGCUAACUCGUCCACAGAAGCGCGCACACGCCGUCCCCGAGAUCCAACACACCGACGACGAGGUCCACGAGCUCAUCGACGUCGACAGCCCUCACAUCUCCUCUGUCCCCUCCGACUUCCAGUCGCAAGAAAUUCAGACCGAGACCCAGGCCGAGCGCGAACGUCUUGAGUCCGAGGCUCGUGAGAAGGCUCAGCAGACCGAGCAGGUCAAGGAGGAGGUCAAGGAGAAGACCAAGCAGAAGGCAGAGAAGGCCGCAGAAAAGGUCAAGGCCAACAGCGACAACCCUGUCAUUCUCGGCAACACCAUCGCCGUUGUCGCUCUUGGUAGUCUCCUCGGCUUUGGCGCCUACAGAAAGUACAGUGCCGGUCAGCUCACCUGGAAGGUCGCAGGUGCCUGGGCAGGUGUCGUUGGUGUCUUCGGUCUCGGCGACUACUACGCCAGCAAAUACCUCUUCAAGAAGUACCCUCCCAAGAACUAA